Messenger RNA from Gaeumannomyces tritici R3-111a-1, 1638 nucleotides. RefSeq lists its product as hypothetical. The transcript has 2 exons. The record is from RefSeq and is a predicted model, not a curated record. The coding region runs from base 103 to 1476 and encodes 457 amino acids. Lineage: Eukaryota; Fungi; Ascomycota; Sordariomycetes; Magnaporthales; Magnaporthaceae.
CAAGAAAAUCAACGACAGGAGCAUUUGCGAGGCCAGGCAGCAGCGCCAUGUACUUUGUCCUCAUGUAAAUCCAGGACUUGCCGAAAGCCCUCCCGGGUUCCUAUGGCACCUCCUUCUACGCCAGCGCCCUCCCGCUUCCUCCUCCCGAGGCGCCAGGGGCAGGGGCAGGGCGGAACGCCCGGAACAGGCGUCAACCCCGGCGCGUCCCAAUUUGGCGCCACCCCGCGCUUCGCCGUCUCGUCGGCCGCGGCACCGGCGGCGACGCCCUCGUCGUCUAGGAACCCACCGCAGUUCUUUACGCCGGCCGCGCCGCCGUCGUCCAGGCGACAGCCGCUGCACGAGCUGAUAGACAGCUCGCCCGCCUCGCCGCAAGACGAUGAGGCGGGGGAAGCUGAUCGUCGGGAGCACUCCGACAGGUUCGCCAGCAGGACUUCUAACAGGCGAUCUGCCGCCGCCCAUCUCAUCGUCGAGGAUUUUGACGAUGAGGAGUCCCACUCGGAGCAGGGUGGAGGGCGAGAGGAUGACCGAUAUUCCUCGCAGCUUGACAGCAGCAGCGAUGACGACGGCAUAUUCAGGCCGCCGCCCAAGCGCAGGCGCAUCACCGUCUCGGCAGAGUCACCGCCGCUGUCUGUGCGUGUCAAGGUGGAGGAGGAUGAUAUCAUGGCCACCUCGGACCUAUCGGGCGUGAUGGACAGUGCCUCGGAUCACCAUGAGCCUUCAGAUUCCUACCCCCAUGACGGCGUUGUCCAUGACGGGAUCGAUCACAUCAUGCACAGUCCGCCAGAUCCGGACGGGGAAAGUGACUAUCGCAGUGAGCAGGAGGACGACAAAGCUUUAGUCGCAGAUCAAGACGAGGAUGACUCCGACCUAGACCUUUUCCAACGCGAAAGACAGCAGCGAGUCCCCACCACGCCAUCGAAGAAAAAGGACCCCACAUUCCACCGAGCCCCGCGGUUCGUAGCCGCCGAGCAACCGGUGGACGGCGGUCCAGGGAGGCCACAGCUGCAGGUGCCGGCAGACGCCUUCUCGCCGAAGCGGCGGCGCGGCGGCGCUAGAGGCGCUGAGUAUGUGCCGGGCGGCCUCGCGGCCGAGGUGCGCGGCUGGCUGCUCCAGGUCGCGCCGCGCGUGGGGGAAGAUGGUCCCGGAGCGGCCGCCCCUGUGGCCAUCGCGUCUGUGCCUGGGACGGUUCAUGUCGCCAUUGUCGAGGCCACCGGCUCGCGGGGGAUGUGGAUGCUGCGCGCCCGUCGGGCGCUUGGUGACGGUGGCUACGGGGGCGGAGACGAAGGAGAUGGCGCCGAUGGGCUCGUCAAGAUUAUGCUGUCUGGGGACGGGCGCACGUCGGGCCUUGAUGCGAGAAACGGGGUUGCCAGGGGCGCAAUCGUGGCCGCACACCCGCCAACCUGGGAAGUCGAAAUCCAGGGGCAGGGGAUAUGGACGAUGGUCUGCGAUUGGAGUAUCGUCGACAGUCCAGGGUGAGACGUGGUUUCGCUUUCAACAUUGUCUAUGGCGAUGUAUCUAGACAAAAGCUGCGAUGUAGCUGCCUUGGAUGUCAGCCUAGGAAUCUGAUGCUUUCAAACCGGUCAGGGAACUGUCUAGGGUUGUUUUGGAAUCACUUUCUACUCGAGUCUUGUGCCGCCU